This is a messenger RNA of Lucilia sericata (common green bottle fly), 2431 nucleotides long. RefSeq lists its product as uncharacterized. Gene Ontology annotation, cellular component: plasma membrane. Lineage: Eukaryota; Metazoa; Arthropoda; Insecta; Diptera; Calliphoridae. The record is from RefSeq and is a predicted model, not a curated record. Gene Ontology annotation, molecular function: GTP binding; calcium channel regulator activity; GTPase activity. Bases 113 to 1099 code for a protein of 328 amino acids. The transcript is spliced from 2 exons.
AGCAUUCUGUUCCACAUACAAUAUUGAUUUAUUUGUAGUCGUCUAUUCUGUGGUGGAUCGUUCCUCAUUCAAACAGGCCGAAAAGAUUUUACAAUAUUUAAAAGAAAACGAAAUGUUGCUAACAAGAGGAGCCAUACUAGUAGGCAAUAAAACUGAUUUGGAAAGACAUCGAGAAGUGAAUAGACAAAUGGCUCGUAAAUUGGCCAAAGAAAUUGCCUGUAAAUUCAUAGAAACAUCUUCCGGUCUGGAUCACAACGUCGACGAACUUUUAGUGGGUAUUGUGGCACAAGUCAAACUAAAUCCCCAACGUUUACGCAAUCUAAGCGAAAAGGAUAGACAACGUUUGAACCUGCAGAGUACAAUACAAAAGCACAGACGCCUCUAUGCACCACCCCGACGCAUGGUGCGUCAAAUGUCCAUGUGCCAGGCAGAGGCAGAGGAUGGUGGUGACUACAACAAUGAGGGCGACGAUGAUAAUGAGAACGAAUUGGUGCAUGAUGAAAAUCAAUCAAACAACAUUAUGCUAACCGGAGAUGAGGGCAUUGGUACGGGUAGUGAGCGUACGGCAAGUACAAGUUUAUCCUCUUCAAAUGCGGGCAAAUCGUGUGCCUCAUCCAUUGCAUCUAAGGGACCAGUUAGAAAAACCACUAAACGUACUUUGAAUUUAGAGAGUAUAUUGAAAAUGGGUGAAAGUGAGCUAGAGGAUGAAGAGGAAGCCCAAAGAUUGUCAUUUAAUAGCAGUCAACAGUAUGCACUUAACAAUGCCACCAAACCUUUGAGUAAAUUUGAAUUGUUGGCCAACAACAUGAAAACAUCUAGUGGCAGGACACCCUUUGGCAGUGUUAAUUCUUCACCCAAAUCUAGAAAAUCCUACGAAUCAAGUUCAGGUUUAGGCAGCUCCCAGACACAUGACUCAGCACAUACCUAUAAGGAAACACAUGCCGAGGAUUCUUUGCUAAAUGACUGCAAUAGCAAGACUGUAUCAAAAUUGACCAGUCGCACUAAAGUGUUUUUAUCCUCAGUACUGCGUUUCAAAAAGGCCAUUAAUGUGGCCAAACGUCGAAAUUCUUCUUCGUGCAGUGAUCUAUUUGUCAUAUAGGAAAAUCAUUAAAAUGCAAAACAAAAUAAAAAACAACAAAAUCAAAACAAUAAAAGUCUUCAAGCUAAGAAACAGACCAAGUAUUUAAAUAUAACAAUUUUAUAAAUUAAGUUUAUAAUCAAAUUAAACCAAAAGACACGUUCCCAUUACUCUUUAUUGGGACAGGGUCACUGUUCAUUUCAAUUAUCAUGCAUGCAAAAUGGAAUUAAACAAAUAUUUUUUAUUAAGAAUAAAAUAUGAAAAAAAGAAAAAAUUUAAUUUUCUUUUAUAGUUAAAAUAAAAUGCAAUAAAUUAAUUUAGAAUUUAUAUAUUUCAUUGCAUAAAGCAAACAUGCAACCAUUUUCAAGGUUUCACAAAAAUAGAAAAAGAAAAAUCAGAUAAAUUUUGCUUAAACAAAUAAAACAACAGAAAUAUAUCCACCACUUUUGGUAGUGUCAUGGAAAAGGGAAUUCAUCAGUAUUUUUAAUUUAUUUUUAAAAAUUAAAAACAUAUUAAAUUCCAUCAAAUAAUGAAAAUAUGAAAUGCAAGAAAAACCUUUUUAAUCAAUUUACUUGUUUACUGCUAUUUCAUUUAAAAUAUCUGAAAAAACGCAAAAAAAAAUUCACGGGAAAACUAAUAAAAACGAUAAUUAAGCAAAACUCUAGUAAAACCGAAAGUGUAGCAGUGGAAUCAAAUUAUCAGCAAUGAUUUGUCAUUAUCGAAUUUUUGCUGGGUAAUUAUUUUAAUUAAAAUCUAACAAAUCAUUUAGAAAUUUCUGAGGAAAUGACUUUCAAUAAUAAUAAAAUUAACGAAAGAAAUCUUACAUAUUAAAUCAUAUAAACAACUUUUAUACAAAAACACCCAAAACAAUAUUUAUGAACAAGAAACCAAAUAUCUAACCGAAGGGCACCAUUUAUAAUUAAAAAUAUAAAAAAAAUAAAAUAAAAACAUAUCGCCAUUAUAUAAACAAAAAAUAAAAACAAAACAAUAAUUUAACUAAAACUAUUAAUUAACACAAUUUUAUACUUAAAUAAAAUAAUUUAAAGAAAUAAACUCAACAACCCAAAUAUCAUCAUAAAUAGGUACUACUAAUGGUCACUGGUUAAAACCACAUAACUAAUAGGUUUAACCUACAUGAUCAUCAAUAUAUUCAAAGAAAAUUGCUCAAAUAAUGGGAUAAUAAUUUAAAAAUUAACUAUAAACAAAACAACGUAAACAGGUAAAUGAAACGAAAUUUAUUUAUGGCAUUAAACAUAAACAAAUAAAAAAUAAAUAAAUAAUGCACAAAACACAAGAAUUAUAAAAAAAAAACUAAAAGAAUUAAUGCAAUUUUUAGUUGAGUUCUAUUUCAGU